This is a messenger RNA of Lepisosteus oculatus (spotted gar), 1969 nucleotides long. The record is from RefSeq and is a predicted model, not a curated record. NCBI's taxonomy places the organism in Eukaryota, Metazoa, Chordata, Actinopteri, Semionotiformes, Lepisosteidae.
UUCAGGAAGUUCAAAGGGUCGUUUUGUGUUGAUUGAAUACUUCGGUGCUUCUUUUCAUGUGCAAACUGUUUUUUGUAGCUUUUGUACAAAGAAUAUCGGUCAUCACAGCGGUUUUACGUAAAUUUUAUGGACAGUACUUAACCACUAAUUUAUGGAAGCCCGUUUCCGCCAGGGCUUCUAUAGCUGUUAGGAUAAUCUUGUUUCUUGUCAUUAACCGGAGACACAGAAGCUGAGGUCCUGCCAUGCUGCUCUGGACCCUGACUGUGUAUAUGCUGCUCUGCAGAGUCAGUCUGAAGACCCAGGCAGAUGUUCGCGUUGUUGUCCCGAAGUCCUCAGUCACUGGCCCCUACCAGAACAGCGUGACCCUCCUCUGUAUCUUCUCCAGUAACGGCUCUGUCCCCAUUGGGAAUGUCUCAGUGCGCUGGGAGAAACAACCCAACAUUACUGUAUUUGCCUAUGAGAACGGACAGGAACAGCCUGAUAUUGAGAACCCAGCCUACAGAAAUCGCACCAGCCUCUUCUCUGAUGUAACUGUGGGCUCAGCCUCUAUCGUGCUGGUGGACCUGUCCCUCUGUGACGCCGGGACAUACACCUGUCGAGUGGGGAGCCCUGACCGUGGCUACGGGGAAGGACAGCUCACCCUCUCUGUGGCUGCAAAGCCACUGAGCUACAGCUUCAGAUUCAAUGACUAUGAAAGCCUCAGCUUCCACUCCUCGGGAUGGUAUCCGAAGCCAGUGGUUUUCUGGACUGACGAGCUCAACAGGAACAUCACGGUCCACAUCAACAUCACUGAGAGGACAGAUGGGCUGUUUGAGAUCAGGUCCAUCCUGUACUUUCACACUGAAUACACCCAAAAGAAGAUCUAUAUUGUUUGCAGAAACCCAUUUACUGGAGAGCAAGAAAUAAACAUCUUCCAGCAAACAGACAAAGGGCCUCCCCAGCGUCCCCAGUACACCAGUUAUGCAGUGGGAGGAGCCGUAGCUGCAGGAGGGAUGUUUGUGCUUCUUCUCAUUGCAGGUCUUUAUAAAAAACUGAGGCAUCACAGGCCCAGACAAGGCCCAGGUGCUGGUGGAGCCAAUGACUAUGAACCACUGGACGUAAAUUACCAGCAUGAGCCAACAGACAGCUCAGGUGCUGCUGGAGCCGAUGACGAUGAGCCACUGAUCAGAGGAAAUCGUCGGCGUGAUUCAAUAGACACUCCCCGGAUAAAUAUGUGAUGAAGAAGAGUUGGAGGUCUCACGAGAGGACAGUGGCUGUGUUAGUAUUUUAGAAGAAGAUUAAGAAUUUGGACACUUUGUGAGCUGGAUUUCUGGAAAUAUCUGAGGAGUUUUGUGCUUUAAUAGACUUCUAAUGCUAUGGCCCAUUGGCCCCUUGCUGUCAGAAUGCUGGGCUGUUCCCCCUCGUACAGCACUGUACAAUAACAAGGAAUAAAGUCCAGUGUCUUGGGAAGCUCAGUGGAACUGUACUGUUGCAGGUUACCUAGCAAGAAAACAUCACUGAUCCAUUGGAAGGAGAGGAAAGCUUUCUGCUUUUCUGGUAGUGAAUUUAAAAUACCUUCCAGCUGUUUCUUAAAAGUGCUCAGGCUUUGGGUGUUAGCCACUGGCCAGACACCCACAACUCUUAGUUCUAUAAAUGAAACUCGUAAUACUUUGGUGAUUGUUUUUUAUUCUCUGUGCUUUAGUGUGUAUGUUAAAUAGAAUUUGUUAAACAUGUUUGUCGAUUUGAUGUAGAAAAAUCACAUCCCUGACUUUUUACUGACGUCCAGUCUGGACUGUACACACUCCUCCACACACACCCUUACACACAGACACACCUAUACACUGAUCUUGCUGUCAUUUCAUUUUGUAAUUUUGUAUGUAUGUUAGGCAAAGUAAGGAUUGGGAGCAUUUUUUAGAAUAUAUUUUUAAUUGUUUUUUUAAAGAAAAAUGCUAUUUUUGUACUUGAAUAGAAAUAAAUUCCUUAAACUAUC